Molecule: messenger RNA, 525 nt
Organism: Cercospora beticola
Lineage: Eukaryota; Fungi; Ascomycota; Dothideomycetes; Mycosphaerellales; Mycosphaerellaceae
Cellular component (GO): mitochondrial inner membrane
Source: RefSeq, a predicted model, not a curated record
CAAGCCACAAUCGCUGCUGCCACAAACGCGGCCGCCUUCGGCAGACCUUCCUCGGACAAUCGUCCUUCAACUUCACCAUUGACACCGCAGCUCUCUACCACGACUGUAUCCGCUGUGCAGCACAUUUAAGCCCAACAUGAGACCCACUCCUUUCAGAGCAGCAGCAAAGGGCCCGGCCGGCGGACACGGAGGUCACCCAAUCCACAUCCACCCAGCGCGGCCACUCUACAGAUUCGCAGCAGUCGGAUUGGGAGCAUCAAUGUGGUUUUUCUUGUUCUACCGCGCACGAUACGAUCUGCCUGUACUACUCGGCAUGCGACACCCAUGGGACCAUUGAGCGGGAAAGGGACAGAGAUGUGGCGUAGGAGAAGCAUCGCGGAGCUGCGAAGGCAGGAGAGGUGCCGACAACUGCGGCACGUGUACAUAAGAGCAUGAACCGGAGGCGUCCGGCGCACGAAGCAGAGGGAAUGAUACCAUAGCCGUGCAAUUUACGCAGCUUUUGAGACCCAAACCACGAUGAGAACA